Messenger RNA from Eurypyga helias (sunbittern), 681 nucleotides. It is a transcript of the gene SH3BGRL3, whose product is annotated as SH3 domain binding glutamate-rich protein like 3. The transcript is spliced from 2 exons. The annotation marks the transcript as partial. The record is from RefSeq and is a predicted model, not a curated record. NCBI's taxonomy places the organism in Eukaryota, Metazoa, Chordata, Aves, Eurypygiformes, Eurypygidae. Gene Ontology annotation, cellular component: cytoplasm.
AUCAAAUCCCAACAGAGCGAAGUAACCAGAAUCCUCGAUGGGAAAAACAUCAAGUACGAGCUGGUGGAUAUUUCCCAGGACAACGCGCUCCGGGAGGAGAUGAGGGCGAAGGCAGGCAACCCCAAAGCCAUUCCACCCCAGAUCGUCAACGGAGACCACUACUGUGGGGAUUACGAGCUCUUUGUGGAAGCGGUGGAGCAAAACACCCUGCAGGAAUUCCUGAAGCUGGCCUGAGCCCCGGUCUCCCUCCCAUCCUGGACUCUACCUGCAUUCCUGAGCACCCUCAUCUCCGACCACCUUCACUUCCAGGUUGUCAGCGCUGUCCUGGAACUGCGACCUGUAUCCCAGCAUAGGGAAAACCCAUGACCAAAACUACUCAUUGCAGCUGCCUCCGAUUCCCUCCUGCCUAACCCCGAUAUCAUCUCAGAGGGAUCCAAAGAAAGUCUGAUGCUCGCUGCGCAUGGCCUUUGAAGCAGAGCCGGGCCUGGCUCACGCCGCAGCUUCCAGUGCCUCUGUAAACAGCAAAGCCUCUGGGGCUGUGCGAAGUGCGGCCGGCCGUCAGCCCUCUCCUCUGCAGGGAGAGCUUCUGCUUCGGGAGGGAAGGGCUUAGGCUUGCAUCUUACUUCCCACUUCUGCCAGUUGCUGUUAAAAUUGUAAAUCCUGCUGCCUCACUUCCUUUUU